UUUCCCGUCCCUGUGACCAUCUCCACGAUCUGUUUGGCUCCCUCCCCUACUGCCUCCGCGGGGGUCUUGGCCCUUUCUCUUUUCCCUCUGGGUGGGUUGACACAAAUAUGUCGCCCAUCUCAUUUGACGUCUUUCGUCGAUGAGAUUUUUGUGUUUGUGCGUGUGGGUGGAUUCCAAUGGUUGACACGGUUGACACGAAUGUGUCGCUGUGUCUGUUUGACGUCCUUCGUCAGCGGAUUGGUGAGAGUUCGUGACUGUGGCCGCUGCUUUUGUUCGCUCGCUCGAUGCUCGCUUGAUUUUUGCUCGCUUGCUCGUUUUUGGGUUUGGAUCGUACAUUUUGCCGCCAGGGUUAACGACGACGCCACCGAUCAUGGCCUUCGUCUCGCUGCUUGUCUCACAGGGUCCUUUGUCGGCAUCCUCGUCCUCGCUUUCUUCUUCAUUAGGAGGAGGCAACUUGUUCAACGGCAGCGACGCGCAUCCACCAACACACUCAGACUCAUCAUGGAUUCUUUUCCACUGCCUCCAAACGUGCUGCCACCAGAGCAGCAGCAGCAAUAUGUCUUCCCUUGCCCUCGUCAAGAUGGCCCUAAUAAAAAUUGGCUUGAUGAGAACAGCAAUUUUCAAACGGAGGAAAUUGACCUGUCUCUUACACACAAGGUCCCCUGGUUUGCAGAACUUUGCCAGCGUUUCGGACUCGCACAUACGGGCAACAAAAUGACGCUUCAUGAGCGGCUUGUGAAGUUCAGCCAAGCCGGGAUGGAAAAGUGGAAGGCAAAUAUUCUCACUCCGACGCGUAUUCCUCACAAGGGAGUGAGGGUGGUGAGGGAUGGUGCUAUUACGAAGAGGAAGCUGACACAUGUGAGCAUACCGGUGAGCAACCCUCAAAGGGUACUCCUCCCUACGUCAAGAUUCGAGGAUACUCGUAGCCAGGCCAAGAUAGACGGCUUCAUACCUUGGGCUGAAGUUCUUAUGGUCAAGAUAGCGAAAGAAGAAGAACAUGCACAGAAUCUCUGCAAUACCCAUCUCCCAGAACCUGGGGUCAACAGUGUCCACAAUCAUAGUGCGCAAAAGCCUGGUAUGAAUCCUUUUGUGAUCGAGGAGCGGUUGGCUGCUCAUCAAAACUCCUCCCCCUCGUCCUUGUCUUCGACUGUAUCACCUGAAACCCCCUGUCCCUCCAUGGAUUUCGACUCGACCAUUAUGGGGCUCACUGCAAGUUCGACUGAAGUCUUCUCUGGUAUUGUGGACCGACCAGACUCACCGAUCCUACCACCCUUUGAGCCCAUGCAGAUGACUUCACCAUCCAUGCUGCUCUCUCCACCUGCUCUGCCGACGUCUGAACUCGACGGGAAUGCUCCAGUAUCAUCUGAUGAUACUGCCAUCAACCCAAUUCAGUGCUCGUUGGUCUUUGCUGAUGGCCAGACCAUAACUGUUCAUCAGGGUGACGUUCUGCCGACUAAACCGUUCUGCUAUGCAUCAAAUCUCGAAAGUCUCAUUCGGUGCUGGGAUGAUCGUAAUCCAGACUGGGCCCCAUCCGUUGAUUAUCCAAUCAUCAUCCAUGGUCGCCCAGACAUCUACAAACUCAAUAAAAAAACAGGGAACGAAUGGGAAAAACUCAAGAGCAAUUGGCUAGAUUGGAAACAUAUCAGGCAUUCGAGACACCUGAAGCCUUCUGGGCCGAGUUUUCCGACUCUCGAGGACAGAGGCUGAAAUUCUCUCGAAUCAAAAAAAUUCUUUUAGAGCGAUGAACAGCCUGCAAAUCUCAAAUUAGCAAAACAAGUGACAGCUGAGUAUGGUGAUGAUUUUAUCAAUCACUUUGGUUAUAAAAGGGGUAGGAAAUUGGUUGCCAUGAAGGAUGGUCCAACAAUUGCCCUGACACUAUAGGAAGAAGAUGGGAAUUAGUUGCAAUGAGGAUGUUUAGUUCACAGUUCAUGUCGUAGUUUUGGAAUGCUACAAUGUUUUUCUUAUUUACUUUGUG
This is a messenger RNA of Desarmillaria tabescens, 1975 nucleotides long. RefSeq lists its product as uncharacterized. The coding region runs from base 199 to 1707 and encodes 502 amino acids. NCBI's taxonomy places the organism in Eukaryota, Fungi, Basidiomycota, Agaricomycetes, Agaricales, Physalacriaceae. The transcript has 12 exons. The record is from RefSeq and is a predicted model, not a curated record.